Molecule: messenger RNA, 2299 nt
Organism: Macadamia integrifolia
Lineage: Eukaryota; Viridiplantae; Streptophyta; Magnoliopsida; Proteales; Proteaceae
Exons: 2
Coding region: 167-1894 (575 amino acids)
Source: RefSeq, a predicted model, not a curated record
UCCUCCUCCUCCUCCCUUUCCUCAAGGUGUAAAUGCCUCACAUGUAUCCCAGCCACCAAAAGAUUACAACUUGCCAGUUGCAGGCACAAACUUUAGUUCUCAGUCUACCCCUUUGGAAAGGUUUCCUCCCUCCUCAGUUCCAUUACAUGACCCCCAUUCUCUUUUUAUGGGCCCACAAAAACCCACUUGGACCUCCUUUCAGGCUUCUUCUUCUUAUGGUUUUCGUCCUGCUCAGUUUCCACAGAAUACCAUGCAUUCUAGAAAUGACUUCCCUCAUGCCAUAACGAGGCCCUACCAACCUGAAGAGCAUGCUCACACUCAGGUUGAGUUUCAUCCUCGAUCUUUCCCUCCAAUGGAGGAGCCUCAUCGUCCUCUUCAGUUGGAAGAUUUCAGACCGAACCCUCCGCCAGCGGACAAAAUUCAGGAUCAGCACUUUGGUGGCCCCAGUUUUGUAAGAGAAGAGCAUUUUACACAUUCUGCAUUGCCUGAACGCAGCCUGUUUCACCCUUCACCUCAUCAAGAUUAUUAUUUGCGUCCUCAAAUUCAGCUCCGAGAUGAACAGCGUUUCCCUCCUGUUCGAGAAGAUGGCCAGAACUUUGAAGCACCCCCUAGCCAAAGGUUUACAUCCCAAUUUCAACUUCAGGGUUUUGCAACUUCCAGUUCCAUUCCAGACAAUAUGCACUCUCAGCCAGUACCCUUUCCUAGAGAUUCACCUGCAAAGCAAGUGCAGUCUUUUUCUAAAGAAGAUUUUGGUGCCAUAUCUAGACAGCCGCCCUAUGGUCUGCAACCUUCUGGCACUGAUGGUUUUUCUUCUCAUUUUGGUACACCAGCGAAGGUUGACUCAUCAAGAUACACAUUAAGUUUAUUGGAGAGCAAUAAGCUAGCUUUCUUAUCUGAUAUUGGAGGAUCAAAAAUUUCAAACACAACUCAUUAUAACCCAUUUGCAUCCACAUUUGAACAGCCACCUGGAGGUGCAAAGUUUAAUUCAAGUUUUUUCAGGCGUGAAUUAGACACAAACUACAGUGGCAACUAUGGAACUUCUUUUGGUCCGAGCCAUGUUCAAGUGGAUGGGCAGGGGUCAAGGCAGACAGCUUCACCCCUGGAUUCUGGUAGGCCUAGAGGGCAGAUUUUACCUAGGGCUGAUGAUUCUUUGCUGGCUGCUGAUCAUGCACACCCAAGGGAUGCUCCGGUGGAAAGUUUUCCUGGCACCCGGUCUCAGUAUGUGAGAGAGUCAAUGGCUGUUGACCAGUAUGAUCCAUUAUUUGACAGUAUUGAGCCUUCUUCAAACACAUCGAGGAAGUUUGACCGUGUUCAAGAACGACAUCUCAACAGUGAUGUUAGCAGGCCUGUUUCUGCCCUUGUGGCUGGUGACUCAGACCUGGUAUCAAGACUUACUGGAUCACAUAAGCCUUUGGAUAUAGCUGAAAACAAUAAGCAGAACGAAGCUGCUGCGGCUGUAACCAGGUCUACAGAAAAUGAUGAAUUUGGUGAGACAGCAGAAGUGGAUGCUGUGGAGAGUGGGAGCCCUCAGCCAGGGGAUGGGAAGAACUGGAGUCCUGGUAGUCAAAAUGUGGCCACAGGAGAUGUUGAAAUUGACCAGGUUCGGAGCCCAGGGAAGAGCAAGAAGAGCAAGGAUUCCAGGUCCAUGAAGCUCUUCAAGAGUGCCAUUGCAGAUUUUGUAAAGGAGGUUUUGAAGCCAUCAUGGCGACAGGGUAACAUGAGCAAAGAAGCUUUCAAGACUAUUGUCAAGAAAACUGUUGAUAAGGUAUCUGGCGCUAUGAAGAGCCACCAAAUACCCAAGUCCCAGGCGAAAAUAAAUCAGUAUGUUGAGUCCUCCCAGCGAAAGCUUACUAAACUUGUGAUGGGCUAUGUUGACAAGUAUGUCAAAUUGUGAUAGUUAUGAAGGUAUUCUGCCGCUGGUCCUUUGUGCAAUGGUGAGAAUAUGAUCAUAUCUGCGGGCUUCUAGUUUUUCUUACAAUAUAAAGUGAUGCCCUUUGGCUGCGGAGGAUUUCGGUGAGAGCUGGAUGGUCAUUUUAUCAGGUGGACUAUAGAACUUAUGGUCAAAUACGUUGAAGAAAAUUUGGCCACUGAAGGGAAAUGAACAUUUGGGGAAGAUAGCUUAGAACGCCUACAUCGGAAGAGCUCUGAAGGAGCUUUAGAUGUUUAUGUGGUCCACUUUGGAUUGUGAGCUUCUCUUUUCUAGUGGCAUCUCCACUUCAUCAGAAUUUUAAUUUUUGUGUAAAUUCUAUUCACUAUUAUUUCUGGGUAAAUUUGAUUUCCCCACAGUUUUCAGUUUUAA